GUCACCACCACACAUCAUUCGCAUUCGCCAUAUAUCGCCCUCUCCUCCACGCAGCGCAUCCAAUUUUCACAAAGCGCUAUCCACCAUACAUCGACGGCCCUUUCCUCACACAGCCCAUUGACCUCAUGGCUCCCGUCUUGAGGGCGAGGCAGUCCCUCUCCAAAGAGCGCUUCCCGUCGUACUUUGGCAGCCUGCGCAGCCAGCCAUACUCGGACCCUAGCGCUGCGCGCGGCGCUGGCGCCGGUGCAAACAACUUGCGUUCGAUAGCGUGGAACCCGCUUGGCUCGCUCAUCGCGACAGGAUCCAUCGACAAGACUCUGCGUGUGUGGAACCCGGACAAGCCGCACGUCAAGUUCUCGACGGAACUCAAAGGCCACGCGGCGCCGAUUGAAAAGGUCGCCUUUAACCCAACCAAGGAUGCGGAGCUGGCGAGUGUGAGCAGCGACGGCGUCGUCAAGUUUUGGGACGUGAGGACAAAGGCGUGCUUUAAUGAGGUGACGGGGCUGGGGGACGCUUUUACGCUGGUGUGGGCGCCGGAUGGCAAGACGCUGAUUGUAGGAAACAAGUCGGACAUGCUGUUUGUGCUGUCGCCGACACAGACGACGCCCGUCUCGUCUCAUCAGCAGACGGUGCCUACGAACCAGAUUGCGUUCUGCUGGAGUGGGAGCAAGGUGUUUGUGACGACGGCGAGCGGGUCGGCGCGCAUUCUGGCGUACCCGUCGUUUGAGCCGCUGCUGAUGCUGGGCGAGAAGGAGGAGUUUGUGCUGAAUGGGCACACGUCGUCGUGCUUGACGGCGCAGAUGCAGCCGUCGGGCAGGUAUUUGGCUACGGGGGGUUCGGAUAGUAUUAUCUCGUUGUGGGAUACGACGGAUUGGAUCUGCCAGCGGACGCUGACCAAGAUGGUUGGGCCGGUCAAGAGUCUAAGCUUUACGUUUGAUGGGAGCUAUGUCGUGGGUGGCAGUGAUGAAGGUAAGUUGACCACUAUUGUGAUGCAGACUUGAGCUAACGUGGACAGGCACCGGACUCGAAGUGUCCCAUGUAGAGACUGGCGAGCACAUCCACACAUUCAAGACGGUGGGCGCAUGCCCCGUGGUAGCGUGGGCGCCAACAAGAUACUGCCUUGCGUACAGCGACUUAGGAGUGUUGCGGAUAGUAGGCGUCGAUGUCGACCGCAAGUGAGCACUAGUGAAUGUAAGACGAUGGAUGGGAUUGCAUGGAGAGAAAUCUAUAUAUAGCGAAUUCGAAUGAAAUUACGCGCAGCCGCGGCCGGGAGGAUUUACGAGCCAGGGAAGGUCGAUUGCUCGUUGGCCGGUUGUAGAAUAAUCAGAAUUGAGAUGAGAUGAACCGUCGAUACGACUGGAUUGAAUUCUUCCUAUUGGUGGCCUGUGCCUGUUGCAGCGGAGCUUCCUUUUUGAGGCUGGCCAUGGUAAGGCUGUGUGCGUGGUCGCGAUGGGCUCACGGUAAGCGCGGAGGAAUUGUGUCCGCUGUAGCACUGCAGUGCUUAUGGCCGAUCUCACUGAAAGAAUUGCAUUUUUUUUUUCGUCUGUCACAAAGAGAUGAAAUGUGACAAGCGGUCUGUUUAUCUAUCUGGAACAAAAGCGGCGGACUUUGUGCAUUGGGAUGCAACAGCAAAAAAGAAGCAUAAGCCCCAGCUAGCAGCCAGUAUCGGACAUACCGGUGGAGAUGCCCGCGUGGCAGUGCCGAGCGUGGGUUUCGUACUCGCUAACAGGGAGUCCUGCAGGAGGGAGCAGCCAAAAAAGUCUGUACAGUGGGUGAGUGGGCGAGUG
This is a messenger RNA of [Torrubiella] hemipterigena, 1787 nucleotides long. The record is from the annotation of a GenBank genome assembly. Lineage: Eukaryota; Fungi; Ascomycota; Sordariomycetes; Hypocreales; Clavicipitaceae.